GGGCCGAUAUAUGCUAGGACGAACUGUCUUGGAGCCGCUGUAAAAAAAAAAAAAAUCACUGGAUGAGAAACACUACGUGAUCGCAAGACCCUCAUCAAAAGGAAUGUUAACUUGAUGGUCAAUAAAAUUCUUCGAAAUGCAUAAAUUAAAGUCGUCGCAGAGAGAAAAGGUUCGGCAGUUCAUUGCGUUCACAAACACGGGUGAGAAGACUGCAAUUUACUGUUUACAACAACAUGAAUGGAAGCUUGAUGUAGCUUCAGAUAACUAUUUCCAGAAGCCUGAUGUGUACUACAGGGAACCCAAAGCAGCAGUUGAUAAAAAGACGCUUGAACAAUUGUAUAAAAGAUAUAAAGACCCCCAGGUGGACGAAAAGAUCCUAGCUGAAGGAAUUUCUAGGUUUUGUGAGGAUUUGAACCUAGACCCUGCCAGUAGACCUGUCCUCAUCAUUGCAUGGAAAUUCAAAGCCGCCACCCAGUGUGAAUUCACGCAUAAAGAAUUCAUCGACGGCAUGACAGAGUUAGGGUGUGACUCAAUACAGACAUUGAGACUAAAAAUACCGUCAUUGGAAAAUGAACUCAGGGACACGUCCAAGUUCAAAGAUUUCUAUCAAUUUACAUUUAACUUUGCAAAGAAUCCCGGCCAGAAGAGUUUAGAUCUUGAUAUGGCAAUUGCAUACUGGAUUAUUCUACUAAAAGGAAGGUUCAAAUUCUUAGAUGAAUGGAUGCAAUUUCUCACAGAACAUCACAAAAGGUCGAUACCAAGGGAUACGUGGAACUUGUUGCUUGACUUCAGUAAUAUGAUUGCUGAUGAUAUGAGUAAUUACGAUGAAGAAGGUGCUUGGCCUGUUCUAAUAGACGCAUUUGUAGAGCAUGUGAAACCAUCAAUACCCUGUAAAAGUACGGUAGUGUGACAUCGUGAAACAUCUCUCCUCCUUCCUGCUGCCGCCGCCGAUCGCGUCUUCAUCAGUUAUUUUCACGCUCCAAUUUCACGCUGACGGACAAAAAGCACGAGCGACGACGCCUUGCACGCGACAAGGGACUUUCGCAACGACGUGUGAACUCUGCGGAGAGGCGCCGUGGACACUGUGUGUGAGGUUGCUGCGUAGGGUAUCGCCUGGAUGAUUUUCUACAUGAUUUGUGUAUAAUAUAGAUCGCAAGUAUACCAUGCUUUAAACCGUGUUUGAACUUUUCUAGUGUGAACGUAAGCUGCAUGAUGUUUACUAGAGAGGACAAAAAAAAAAUCAUGUUUAUAUACAGUAUUGGGAGAGUUUAAUGGUGUGUCACUAGUUAACUGUUAAAGAACUAACUUCUAACUUCAUGCUAUUCUAAUGGACCUGUUCAUGUCGAGCCUGCACCGUGGUCGGCGUUAACGCUUCUGAAAUUCGUCCUUUUGACGCGGCCGAUGAUUUUGAAGGAAAGGACAAUUAUUAUUUAAUGAAUUUGCAUCAGCAUCUGUCUUUAGUAUAUUCGUUGUACAUUGAGCCAUCAUUGCCAUGCUGAAGUCCAUGGAGGCGCAUGGCUAGCUGGAUUAGACACAGUAGUUAUGAGAGGCUAAUGUUUGUCCAAAAACAAUAUGGCCCCCGAACUGGUCUUGUGCUAAUCCUGGCUAGAUCCACCGAUCCAUCCGAUGCAAUUAUUUUAUGAACUCGGGUGUUGUCUUACAAACAGGUGUUCAUGUAAUGAUUCCUGAUUGAUCACUCAUCCUCCAAAGAUAACAUUAUUACCCGUGUCAGACAUCUGAGCAGGUCAUUUAUUGCCCUAUAUUUUGUGAAUAUCGGGAAGGGAUAGGUAUGUUAUUUGUAAUUGCUUGGUCUCUGUACGCAUAUUGCAUGCAGAGACGACGCAAAAUAUACCUUUGUAUUUUCCAUGGUCUCACAUCCAGGCAUUUAAGGAUGGGUAGAAAGAUAUAUACGCUUCAUAAUGAUCCACACCUCAACAAUAUACAUUUGAUAAAGACAACGCUGGAUAUGACGCGAUCUUAUAAUUACAAGUACGUCAUAACGGAUCGAGUGCAGAGCCUAGCCCCUGAUAUAAACAUGACACAACAGAACCCUAUUCUUGAAAGAAAUAUCUCCAUUUUCUGAUUUUCAUGACUUUUGCUCUAGAUGUCUGAUUUGGAUAAUAGUAAAGAUAUUGACUGGCUCUCAUUUCUGGGAGCAGCAAAUAUACUGCCCUAAAAGAAUUAUAUUGCCCUAGUCUGAAUUCUUGGGCCAAUAUAAUUCUGUUGCGGGCAAUAUAUUUGGUGUUCCCCUCAAUGCCAGUCAAUAUUAUUCAAACUAUUUCAAAAUUUAAUCUUUCUGGUAUGGAAUUAAAGUACUAGAAAAUGAUAAUAAAAUAUUAAGUUCUUGUAAAGUGCAUAUCACGUACCAUUACCGUCUAUAUGCGCUUCCAACGGAACCUUGCAUAUUAAUUAUUAUAUUAUAAAAUUAGAAUUUGUCAUUGACUUGUUAUCAAUCAGAAUCAAUCACACCUCAUACAAAGACUGCUGGAAUAUUUGGAUCAGAAUUUAUUUAUUAGUACGUGUAAGUUUAAUAUUUAAGCUGUGUGCUUUUUUCCAAAUGAUCCAACAGUCUGCCAGAUACCAGAGUCCCUUCCUGUCGGCUGUAUGGCAAAGUGAAUUUUGUAUAGAUUUCUGUUCCAUAUGAUUUUAUUUUCUUCUUACUAGACACUAUUUUCUCUCUUCCUAUAUUUCACACCCUUUACUAUCUUUAUAAACCAUUAUUCUAUUUUCAAGUUUUUUCUUUUUUUUUCUUUUUCAUUUGACUCAUUGUGUCAUUGUCUCAUUUGCUCUCUCCAUCUCAUUCUCUCAUCUUUUCUCUGUUAUCUCAGCUAUCUGUACUCCUUAUUUUUCUUUCUAUGCUCUUCUCUGUUUCUUUAUCAUACUUGAUUUUUAUCUUUACUUAUUUUCCAAUUAGCAUUAUUUUAAUAUUCAUUAUAUGAUUAUAUUUCUGUUCUUCCAUAAUGUAAUUGAUUCAAUGUAAAUGUCAUCGACAGUGUGCAUAUGAGGGGGGGGGGGGGGGUGGAGGGUGGGGGAGGUGGCUUGAAAAUGUCCCUACAGGUGAACUUGCGCAAGUCGACCUUCCAAAAAAAUGUCCAAACAAUUGUUUAAGACCAGAUGAUCAUUGAUUAUGCAAAGCACGUGUUACAAAUUACUGUUACAUACCUCUUGUAAUUAAAAAUAAGUAAAAUUUGAAAAGAUAUCUACAUACGAAUAGUCUUAUAGAUUGGACUGAGUCAGAUUUAAACUGGGAUGAGAAUAGCUUCCCUAUAUCCCAAGCUGGUGUCAGUGAUGGCAAGAUCUGUUUUUUGUAGUUCAUUCUUGUGAAUUGUCAGAUCUUCGUCACUUAUACUCUUCUUCUCAAGUUCUUAGAUCCUGUAUUCUCAUUAUUCUACCAGCACAGCUUAGCUUUGUGAUUACAAUGGGUGAUUUCAAGUCCGGUGUUAGCAUCGGUGUUGGUGUUGGAAUUUGGAUUGCUUCCGUUAGCUCCAAAACCUAUGAUGAGUUUGUGAAACUGAUCCAGAUCACAUUAUUGACAUCUCACAAACUAGUGAGUGACUUUUCAGGACCAUCUUUAUUUUAUGUUUGGUGUUAUACUAGUGUAAAAAUUGACCUCACACCAACACCAAUAGGUCAACACUGAACUUGAAAUCACCCAAUGUCCUUUAAUGAGAGAAAGCAUGUGUACAUGUGCGUUGUAAUAUCAUUCGUUGUCGGGUUUCAAUCUAAUGAAUUCAAUUCUCAGCAAAUUAUAUUUAACGUGGGUUGAUUUAGUAAUAUUCAUCUAUUUUGAAUGGUCUUGAUUUGUCCCGUUGCGUUUGUCUCUGUGAACAUUGGACCAUUUAAAGGCCUCCACACACCUUACGACUGGUCUAAAUCAUGUUUUUAUUUUCUGAAAACGUGAAUGAAAAGUAUCUGAUUACUUGAGGUUCAAAUCAAUGUAAGAAUACUAAUUAAUAACAAUUUUGAAUGAUCAAAAAGCCUUGAUUUUGGAGUAAGGUCAAAUUGGUUUCAAAUCAUAGCCAAUCGUAUGAUUGCUAUAACGUCAUUAUGACUAGAUAUUCCAUUUGCCUUUCUUCUAAUGAUGGUAGCAUAUUCAGAGAUUUGAACAUGUAUUUCACAGUUAGAUUUUCCAUGUUUCAAAAUUUGCCUCAAAUUUCACCAUGUUUUAUCCCAAAAUAGAGUUGCAGACCAGCUGUAAGGUGUGCAGUGGCCUUUACAUGUAUGUUGAAUGUGAACUAUGUGAAGGGUUUUGUACUCUGUUAAAAAAAGAUUAAUGUUUUUUAACUUUUUAUUUAUACUUCAUGCAAUAUUUUUUGUUCAUGUCAGUAAUUUUCAGUUACGUCAGCCUUUGAUGAUGGUCUGUAUAAUUCAUUGUCACAUUAUUGUUGUUCUUAACCUAAAGGCUUGCGAGAGCUUCGGGAGACAUAGCAACAUGUAAUGUACAUCUGUGCAGACAGGUGCGAUGUCAGGAGAUUUAUUUUUUGGGGGGAGGGGUAGUAGAGGGGGCUUGGGCAAGAUCACUUGAAGGGGACGUCACAGUUUACUCAAUUGAAUUGGGAAAAAAAUCCACAUUUUAUUGUUCGAAAUACAAAUCUAAGAAUUUAGAGAUGUUCCAAAAAUUCAUUUUGGCCAAUUGAUCGUGAGCCCGGCAACCACUGUGAAGCGCCAGAUCAACGAGGCUCUAUCCCUUAAAUGUUGAGCACCAAACAGGGUAGCAGCAUUUCCCAUCUUUGUACGUCUUGUGGUCUGUCGCGGCCGGGGCUUGAACUCCCAACCUCCCGGUUGUGAGACGGACGCUCCACCAACUGAGCCAACACACCGGUUAUACAGAUACGAUAGAGUUAUAUACACAGACCGCUGUUUUUGAUAAACUUUUUCCUUUUUUAUUCUCUUUUCUUACUCUUGUCUCCUAGUCUUUUCAUAACUACAUGAAAAAUUAUGGGGGAGGGCACAAUCACCCCUCUGCCCCCCCCUCCCCUAAAAUCAAGUGUUGACGUACAUGUAUUUUGACACAUAGGGCUUGGUAUAUUGCGUAUGUCUCCCUUGUUGCUCUCACUUUGAUAGAAUUAGUAAUUUAAACAUAUAUUCAUUGCAUUCAAUUCAUUGUCAUCAUUUGUUUUUAGUAAGUUACAUCUGAAAAAGGAUUUAAGAAGCACCAGCUCGUUCCUUUGAUUAUUUAUAUUAUAUCUUACUGAAAAAUGGCAGCAAGGUAUCACAUUGGUUUUUUGUCAUUCUAUUUGAUACUUUAUGAGGUUGCACUUAGAUUAAGGUCAGAUGGAUGUCGGCUUUUAUGGGGAGCUGAUUAUUAUUUGCUGACCUCAGACUUUGUGAAGAGCAUUAUGCCUGUAAGAGAGACAUCUAUUAGGGGAGCAAACCCAGUGUACCAGCGAAAAAAUUCUUUAUCAAUGCCUGCUUAGCUUCGGGCAGCUUGUCGAGCCACAGGAAGUGAGAUAAUGACUUCACCAUAAGGCAAUUUCAAGCGGCAUUACAUAAUGUCUGCUGGCCAUAAAAUCUUAUUCUACGCUCAAUGAUUCAUAUCAAUAUUAGCGUCCAACUCUCCAUGAAAACACAUGAUAAUCUGCCUUAAACUUUGGUAAAGGACCUUUAAGGUAGGAGUAAUAAGUCUUGCUUCUAUUCAUGCAUUUUAGAGUUCAAUCAUCAAUUUCCUGUAACAAGUACUUGGAUCUAUGGGGGUCACAAUGUUAUGUAUUUUUCUUUGAUUUGAUCAGAUUAAAAGUUUGUCAUAGGGAUGUGUGAUAUGUGUAUUUAUGUUGACAUCAUGCAUCCAGGAUGCCAAAAGAAAAUAGCCUCUUCAGCGUAACUUGAUUAAUUUUCAUUUAAGUGGUUAAAACCGACGCUUGCUUAGGAGGAGAGAUGUGUCAAUCUUAAACAAGUUAUAGGUUGUAUUGUACAAAUGUAUAGUAAACAAAAAGUAUGGGGGAUUCCCCAAGCUUGUUAAUUAUAUAUUAUCAUCAUCAUCAUCCUAUUUCUGCUGCAGUCUGAACUCCCUCCUUGCAAACGAGGAGUUUUGAAUUUUUACGUAACUGGGCUUUGUAACAGAAAAAUGCAAUCGAUUGUGACAGUGUAAAGUCUAUGGCAAACCAUGUUAUGAUUAAUGGUAAAGAUUGAUUGCAUCUUUUUAUGUUACAGGGUCCAGGGUGUGGUUUCACAAAGAUGUUAGUGUGACUUAAAGUCAUGGGUACAUACCAGCGUACACAUGAUAUGCAACGUGCAGUCUCGUUGAAUGAUAUGCUAUAGCGUCGUGUGGAAGCGCCGUGGUGCAGCGGUUAUGACUCUCGCCUUGUAGUCAGAGGGUCAUGUGAUUGAAUCUCACCACAACCUAGCAUCCUUUGGCAAGGCGUUAAAUCACACUUAGCCACUCUCCACCCAGGUGUUAAAUGGGUACCUGGUAGAGUGCAAAAGCGUAUAUAGUAUGCCUAGUAUUGAGUCUUGGAACUCUUGUUGGAAUGCUCCCUAGGGAGUGGAGAAAGUGCAUACAUUGUGUGCGGGUUUGCAAGGAUCUGAUGACUGAGGAAAUAGGAAUUACAAUGUGAAGCACUUGAAAACACAAAGUAUUAAGCACUUUAUAAAUGUAACUAUUACUAUUGUUAUAAUGCCUAAUUCCUGAGCAUGACACGGCCAGUUCGGUACUUGUGACUUUUAGUCGCCCUUAAAUCUUUGAGAAACACCCCCAGAGCUGGGAAAUGAGGAUUUUAUCUUUUAGAUAUUUGUAGUGUAGAAAUAUUAGGAAGGAAAAUAUUAUGAGCUCAAGAGCGAGAGAGAGAGAGAUACAUGUUCCUUGGAUCCAUUCUAUAUUUGUAGACAUAUGUUGAUUUUGGUGAUGAACAUAUAAAUUAAAAUGGUAUAGUGUGUAUAAAUGAUAAAAGAAUGAUUUCUACAUUAAUAUCAUA
Molecule: messenger RNA, 6911 nt
Organism: Lytechinus pictus (painted urchin)
Lineage: Eukaryota; Metazoa; Echinodermata; Echinoidea; Temnopleuroida; Toxopneustidae
Product: DCN1-like protein 2
Exons: 7
Coding region: 137-910 (257 amino acids)
Biological process (GO): protein neddylation
Cellular component (GO): ubiquitin ligase complex
Molecular function (GO): ubiquitin conjugating enzyme binding; cullin family protein binding; ubiquitin-like protein binding
Source: RefSeq, a predicted model, not a curated record